Molecule: messenger RNA, 345 nt
Organism: Tricharina praecox
Lineage: Eukaryota; Fungi; Ascomycota; Pezizomycetes; Pezizales; Pyronemataceae
Exons: 1
Coding region: 31-345 (104 amino acids)
Source: RefSeq, a predicted model, not a curated record
AGCGACACAGAAAAGAGCGCCGAAUUUGCGAUGAUUAACGUUUCUGCAUCCGAAGAGCCUCAGGAGGAGGAGGAGGAGGAGGAGCAGGACGAGCGAGAGGAGGAGUGUGAGGAGGAGAACGACGAAUACUCGAUCGAGGAGGAGUGGGUCGAGAUACCGGUGCCCGCAGAGACUGAAUGCCAGGAUGGACACGGUGCUGGGUUGGAGGAUAUCGUGAGGAGAAAGGGAGGAUCCGGAGAACGGCCGACAGGGAGAAGGAGAUGGGGCAACUGCGAGAGCACGGAAAUUCGCACGGAAUUCGCAGCAAUGGGCGAUGAUUACGGUAUUUCACCGGCACUCUACUAA